AUGGGUUCAAUUUCACCAGAAACGCCUGAGGUUGAGAUCCUCCUGCUUGGGGACACUGAAGUUGGCAUGUCUAGCUUCCUCUCCCGCCUGUCGAUGGGCAGAUCUCGAUACCAAGAUGAAGGCGAUGCACCUCCGCCUUAUUCUCUGCCAAAGCUUCGUGAUCUAGAUCAGCCCUUUCAAUUUGAUAUUUCGAUGUACAAUCGCCCAUACCGCUUUCGCUUCUAUGAUACCUCGUGUCCUGAAAGCUACACUCUCCUCAAACCAGAUUUCAUCAUAAUGUGCUACGAUAUUGCUCGGAGAAAAACUCUAGAAUCUGUGCAAGAUCGUUGGAAGAGAGUCGUCGAGUCACAUUUCAACUACGAUGAAGCGUUACCCGUGAUGCUACUUGGCUUGAAAAGAGACCUAAGACAAGAGUGGACUGAAACAAAUAAGGAGAGUGUCAUACCUCAGGAGGCAGUACGGAUCGCACAAGAGAUGAGAUUAGAUAGAUAUGCGGAGUGCAGCGCUAUAACUGGGGAGUUGUGUAGGGAAGUGCUCGAAGACAUAGCGAAGACAGCUGCUAUGACAACAACGCAGAAAGGUGGGAAGACCGAGGGUGGAUGUGCUGUUAUGUGA
Pseudovirgaria hyperparasitica is the source of this 615-nucleotide messenger RNA. Its product is annotated as P-loop containing nucleoside triphosphate hydrolase protein. Gene Ontology annotation, molecular function: GTP binding; GTPase activity. Gene Ontology annotation, biological process: small GTPase-mediated signal transduction. The coding region runs from base 1 to 615 and encodes 204 amino acids. The transcript is spliced from 2 exons. The record is from RefSeq and is a predicted model, not a curated record. Lineage: Eukaryota; Fungi; Ascomycota; Dothideomycetes; Acrospermales; Acrospermaceae.